AUGAAAGUGCUAGCCAUCACCUCCGCCCUCCUUAUCGCCUUCUCCGGUGCCGCCGCCGCGGUUGCCAGCCCGGCUGAAUCCUUCAACGAUGGCCUCUCCGCCCGUGACGCCUCCCCCGAGGCAGCCCCCAUGCCCGGCUGGUGGGGCUUCCGCUGGAGCAGACAUGGUACAUCCAGCUGGAAGCGCAGUGCCGACGCCGCCCCGGAGCCUGUCCCCGGCUGGUGGGGCUUUCGCUGGAGCAGGCAUGGCACAUCCAGCUGGAAACGCGAUGCCACCCCCGAACCUGUCCCCGGCUGGUGGGGCUUCCGCUGGAGCAGGCAUGGUACGUCCAGCUGGAAACGUGAUGUCAGCGCCACCGAUGCAGGUGCGAACCCCGAGGACGACGCGGAGUUCAUCUAUCUCCCCAAGGGCAUGACGCCGGAUGACCUGGCGCUCAUGCUCAAGGAUGCGGAGAUGGAGAAGGAGGAAGAGGGCGAGAAUGGCCAGGCUUAG
Molecule: messenger RNA, 492 nt
Organism: Endocarpon pusillum Z07020
Lineage: Eukaryota; Fungi; Ascomycota; Eurotiomycetes; Verrucariales; Verrucariaceae
Exons: 1
Coding region: 1-492 (163 amino acids)
Source: RefSeq, a predicted model, not a curated record